AUGAGUCUUCUCAGUUGGAAUGCUCGUGGAUUAGGGAGUUCCCGAGCAUUCCAUAACUUCUCCCUCCUUUGCAAGCAACACCAACCUCAGAUAUUUUUUGUUAUGGAAACUAAACUUGCUGCUCACUCUACUUUUGUUUCUAAAGCUAAGAUUCGUUUCACUUGGAAACAUGGCACAUCCUUAGAACGUUUGGAUUGGGCCAUUGUUAAUCACAAGUGGAACACUCUUUUCCCCACUGCUUCCCUUCACCACCUUUCUUUUUUUGGCUCGGAUCAUAGGGCUAUUAAAGUUGUCUUUGAUGGCAAUCCAAUGAUAUUCAGGGAUAAAAAUAAAUUCAAAGGAGAAAUCAAAAGAAUUCAAUCUGAAAUUGAUAACAUUCUUACUGGCCCUUUUAUUUCCCCCUCUGAUGUUCAAACGGCUAACACACUUCAACAUUCUCUUGACAAUCUCUUGCUUAAAGAAGAAGUUUUUUGGAAGCAAAGGUCGAGGGCCAAUUGGCUUAAAGCGAGUGAUAAAAAUACAAAAUAUUUUCACAGCAGGGCUUCUACUAGAAAACGCAAUAACUUCAUCAAGUCCCUUACUUUAAAUGACAAUUCCAGUGUCUCCAGCCUUCAUGAUAUUACCAACUCUUUUGUUCAGUUUUACUCUAAUCUUUUUACUAUCCGAGGUACGGAUGCUGAUGCCAUUGCCCUGAUCCUUCAAGGGAUUAACAAAACUAUCACCCCUAAUCAUCAUGAUUUCCUGGACAGCCAAUUUGAUUUUGCUGAAGUCAAACGAGCUCUCUUCCAGCUUCCUGGGGACAAAGCUCCUGGACCGGAUGGUUUGAACCCUAGUUUCUAUCAGAAAAAUUGGAACAUCGUUUGCAUUGAUCUCUGUAAUGAUGCCCUUCAUGUUCUUAACACCAAUGCUGACAUUGCCCAGGUCAAUGAGACUAUUCUCGUCCUUAUCCCCAAGGUUAAGAAUGCUUGUCGUAUCAAGGAUUUCUGGCCUAUUAGUCUUUGCUCCACUAUUUAUAAGGUCGUCUCUAAGGCUAUUGCUAAUCGUCUCAAAUCUAUCCUCUGUGAUCUUAUAUCCCAUAAUCAAGGUGCUUUCCUUAGCGAUCGGAUAAUUUUUGAUAACAUCAUUAUCGCUAAUGAAGUCAUCCAUGCUAUCACUAAUCGUAAAACUGGGAAAGUGGGUUGGGCUUCUCUUAAACUUGAUAAGGAAAAGGCUUUUGACAAAGUGGAAUGGGAUUUCAUCCGUUACAUCCUUCAUCACUUUGGUUUUCCUUCCCAUUUCAUUCUUUCAUUCUUCGGUGUCUUUCUUCAGUCUCCUCCUCCCAUAUCCCAUCUUCUGUUUGAUGAUGACAGUCUUCUUUUCACUAGAGUCUCUGAUUCUUCUUGCACUGAAAUCAAAGACAUUCUGCUCAUUUAUCAGAAGGCGGUGUCCCUUAAUGUUUUUCACGCUCCAAAAAAUCAUCCUUCCUUUUUCUCCUUCAAAAAGCCAGUUCCAAAUUAUCUGUGUGGAACCAAAACCUUUUCUCUAAAGCUGUGGGGAUCAAUUGGUAAUAAGCAAAGGAUUCACUGGAUAAGCUGGGACCACUUGUUUAAGUCUAAAUUCUUUGGGGGUUUGGGUUUCUGUAACCUUGUUCAUCACAAUCAGGCCGUGUUAGCUAAGCAAGCCUGGAGAAUUUUUACUUCUCCCAAUUCCUUGGUUGCAUGGCUCUUAAAAGCUAAAUACUUUAACAAAAUUAUUUUCUCAAUGAUGCAAUUGGCCACUCUCCUUCCUUCUGUUGGCAUAGUAUUCUUUGGGGUAGGGAGCUUCUCAUUAAGGGCCUCAUCUGGAAGAUCGGGGAUGGAACUUCUGUUAGAAUCAUUGACCCCAAAUGGCUUCCUGACUGGGAUAGCAUUCCUUUCAAAGCUGGUUUAUCUCCCCCUCUAUCCAUUCAUUCCAAUCAAUCCUUCUAACAGCGAUUGCCUUAUUUGGAAACAUCACCCUUCAGGUUGCUUCACUGUCAAUUCUGCCUACCAUUUGGCAAACUCUCAUUCCUCUGCUCCUAGUUCCUCUAAUCCUGUUGCCCUUAAAUCUUGGUGGACAUCUGUUUGGUCUUCCAAUAUACCCCCUAAAAUUAAGCAUUUUGUUUGGAAAGCUUUUAACCAUCUCCUUCCUUCCAAUCUUAACCUUUUUCAUCAUAAAUCCAUGUUUUCUCCUUCUUGCUCAAUUUGCUCAACUCAUUUAGACUCUAACACUCAUUCCCUAAUUACUUGUUCCAGAGCAGGUAAGUUUUGGAAGAACUAUUCUUUCUCUAACUUUUAUUUUACAAAUAAUAAAUGUGAUAUUAAAGAAUUUUUGCUUCGUGGCUUUGAACAUUUUGACAAGGAUAAUUUCACCCUCUUUCUGGGUUCUGUUUGGGCAAUUUGGAAUAGAAGGAAUAAAGCUAUUUUUACUAAUCACAACUACACUGACUUGGAUGUGGAAGCAUCAGUUUUAAACUACUUGCAGGAGUACAGGGAUGCUCAAUUGAAGAUCAACACUCCAUCCUCCCUCACUCAAUCUAGCAGCACCAAUUUGCAGCCUCCUAGCGGUAUGUUUCAACUUAAUGUGGAUGUGGCUCUUUUCUCCAGCUCCAACAAUCAUGGUUAUGGUGCCAUAGUUACUGAUUCCACAGGGCAAGUCAUUGCUGGUUUUUUGGCAUCUUCUUCCUCAGGCCUCUCCCCAAUUUCGCCGAAGCAGAAGCUCUACAACGUGCUUUGUUUUGGUGUCAGGCAGUUCGUUUUCCUCUCAGCACUAUUGUCUCCGACUGCCAGAAUUUGGUUCUCAGGAUUCAGAAAAAUUCCUUUGACCGUUCGGCUCUUUCAGGAUAUAUUGCAAGUAUUGUUUCCUCUUUGUCAUUUUUUCCAGGUGCCUCAGUCCACUAUCUUCCCAGAACGGAUAACACUCUCGGUCACAAUUUGGCUCGGGCUGCUCUUGGAACAGAUGAAGAGAUUGUUUGGAACAACCUGUGUUCCUCAUCUUGAAGAUCUUUUGUAA
Molecule: messenger RNA, 3009 nt
Organism: Cannabis sativa
Lineage: Eukaryota; Viridiplantae; Streptophyta; Magnoliopsida; Rosales; Cannabaceae
Exons: 7
Coding region: 1-3009 (1002 amino acids)
Source: RefSeq, a predicted model, not a curated record